UCCUGCCAAAAACAUUUCAAUUUUCCAUCUUCCCUCCCAAACUCAAAUUCCCUAUAAAUUCUUUCCCACACACACACACAUUAGUUUUUUACAUACAUCUACAGAGUAUCUCUAUUUCUCUAAUCUUAUGUUUCAUCAUCAAACACAACUUCCACAAAACAUGUCCCUAAUACCACCACCACCACCACCACCUGAUCACCGUGAUCUCACCGCCACUUCUGGUCGCUCGUGUGGUGAGAUUCAUGUGAUUGUGGGUCCUAUGUUUGCUGGUAAAACAACCGCCCUUCUUCGCAGGAUCAAAUCUGAAGCCACUUUUGGCAGGAAUAUAGCAAUGAUAAAAUCAAGCAAAGAUAAUAGAUAUGCAAUAGAUUCGGUUGUGACACAUGAUGGAACAAAGUAUCCAUGCUGGGCACUUCCUGAUCUCUUGUCUUUCAGACAAAAUCUUGGGGAGGAAGCUUAUGAUAAGUUGGAUGUUAUCGGAAUUGAUGAGGCACAGUUUUUCGAUGAUCUUUAUGACUUUUGUAGUAAAGCUGCUGACCAUGAUGGGAAAACUGUUAUAGUUGCUGGUCUUGAUGGCGAUUACUUAAGAAGGAACUUUGGUCCAGUGCUUGAUAUAGUACCUAUUGCUGACACAAUAACUAAGUUAACUGCCCGAUGUGAACUAUGUGGUAAACGGGCCCAUUUUACCCUAAGGAAGACCAGUGACACAAAAACGGAACUUAUUGGUGGAGCAGAUAUGUAUAUGCCUGUUUGUCGUCAACAUUAUGUUAACGGACAUAUGGUGAUCAAAACCAGUGCGUAAUAUCAGAAUAUCACCAACUACUCAUAUAACAGCUCAAUGUUUGUUCUUUGGGGUUUACUUGUUUUUGUAGUUCUAUAAGUCUGUUUGGUGUUGAAUGUUUGUUUGAUGUAUUGCACUGAUGCUAUUGUAAUCUGUUGUACUAUGUGUAUAUAUAUAUAUAUAUGAGAAGUUAAGACAUACGUUCUUCGUUUGUUA
Molecule: messenger RNA, 997 nt
Organism: Erigeron canadensis
Lineage: Eukaryota; Viridiplantae; Streptophyta; Magnoliopsida; Asterales; Asteraceae
Product: thymidine kinase
Exons: 4
Coding region: 128-802 (224 amino acids)
Biological process (GO): thymidine metabolic process
Molecular function (GO): ATP binding; thymidine kinase activity
Source: RefSeq, a predicted model, not a curated record